Molecule: messenger RNA, 2598 nt
Organism: Medicago truncatula (barrel medic)
Lineage: Eukaryota; Viridiplantae; Streptophyta; Magnoliopsida; Fabales; Fabaceae
Exons: 6
Coding region: 87-2144 (685 amino acids)
Molecular function (GO): chromatin binding
Source: RefSeq, a predicted model, not a curated record
UAGAACCCAAUCAUCCACCACUCUCUAUAAAUCCCAAUUCAAACCCUCCCUCUCUCUUUGAAAAAAUUGAAUUAUAUCGUAUCGUUAUGGCUUUGAAAGAGAGAUUGGCUUCAUCUUCUGAAACGACGUCGUCACAAGAUGAACAAAAAAGAUACGUUACGUGGGAAGAGAAAUUUGUGUCGAUGGAUAAAGGUAGAAGAGAGGUUCGUUAUUUUCUGAAGAAGAAAAAUGGUGAAUUGGAUCUUGCUCUUAUUGGUAAAGAGAAGAGUUCUAGGCAUAUGAGUUAUCAUUAUGCGAUUAGAAACUCUUCUUUUGCUCCUUUUUUUAGACUUAAAUCUCGUAGAGAAGUUGUUAAUUGGUUAGAUUCUAUUGUUCAAGAUUCUUCUUCCAGGGAUGCGAAUAUGGCUGUCAGAGAACAUGGUUAUGAACCUGAGAUUGGAGCAUUGAAGGAUAAUCAACUGCUAUCUCUGAACCCUUGUUCAAAAGAAUUCACAUGGUUAGGGUUACCUUGGACAUGUAGGAAAAGAAGAAACCACUAUCAGGCAUUUCGGAAGGACGGCUUUCAGAUAUCUGUGUAUGAUUUUGUGUUUGUUUUAGCAGAGGAGAACAAACGUCUGGUUGCCUACUUGGAAGACAUGUACGAGGGUUCCAAAGGCAACAAGAUGGUUGUAGUUCGCUGGUUUCACAGAAUUGACGAGGUUGGUUUUGUUUUGCCCCACAGUUUUAGUGAAAGAGAGGUUUACUUUUCUCCUUAUCUACAACGUCUGAGUAUUGAAUGCAUAGAUGGUUUGACUUCCGUCCUCAGUCCACAGCACUACGCCAAGUUUCGGAACAAAGCUCGACACGCUCGUCCAGAACCAUAUGUGUGCAGCAAGAAGUUUGGUAAGGAUGAUGUCAAGGAUUUUGAUAUAACUCAAAUGGAGGGUUAUUGGAAACAGGAAAUACUGAAGCAAAUGUAUCCCCACGUGGAGUCAAACUCCAGUGGUAGUUCAGGGAAAUCUGAUGAUGGACCAGAACUGGAAGAAAACCUCCAUUCUUCUUCUGCGAUAAGACCAAAGAAGAAGCAGCGGUGUACAAAGGUUGAUGGAAAAGAUGCUGUUGAGUUAGGUUCUCUUCAAUUAGAAAAAUUGAGUAAUUGUAAGAUUGAUGCCAAAACCAGUAGCGGUAACAAGUUGGAGGGUUCUGUAAAACUGGUUGGAACCACCAAGUUGGCCACAAUCAAAGAGACAAAUGAAGCUUCACAGUAUUUAGCUGUAGGUUCCAAUGUUGAGGUCCUCUCUCAAGACAGUGGGAUUAGAGGUUGUUGGUUUAGAGCUUCUGUUAUCAAGAGGCACAAAGACAAAGUGAAGGUGCAAUAUCAUGACAUCCAGGAUGCAGAGGAUGAAGCUAACAACCUUGAGGAAUGGAUUUUAGCUUCUAGACCUGUGGUACCUGAUGAUCUGGGUCUCCGAGUAGAAGAGAGGACCAAGAUCCGACCACUAUUAGAGAAACGUGGAAUAUCUUUCGUGGGUGAUGUUGGUUACAUUGUUGAUGCCUGGUGGCAUGAUGGAUGGUGGGAAGGCAUUGUUGUUCAAAAAGAAUCUGAUGAUAAAUAUCAUGUUUAUUUCCCAGGGGAAAAGAAGAUGUCAAUAUUUGGACCAUGUAACUUGAGGCAUUCUCGAGAUUGGACAGGGAAUGGAUGGGUAAAGGUGAGGGAAAGGCCUGAUAUUGUGACCUGUAAAUUAUCAAGCUUAAAAGCAAAACAAAGUUCCUGCAAAUCUGAGGAGGACAGCAAAUCAACUGUAGCAUCUAUCGGAGAUGGAAUACAAUCUAAGCAGGCUGAUGCUUACUCGGGUUCUUCUGAAAGGGAUAAACUUAGAAAGAAUGAGGAAGUUCCAGAUCUUGUGAAGGAUGUUUUAUCAUUACAGUUAAGGUGGAAGUCAUCAAGGAAGAGGAAUCGAAGUGGCACUUCUCAGCAGAAGCAACAGAGCAAUGACAUACAUAGGAAACUGUCGCCGAAGUUUCUGCAGUCUGAUGCUACUGAUAGUUUUGUGGUUCCAGCUUCAUUGAAGGUUGAUCAUGAUGACUAUAAAUACCAGGGAGAUCCUUCCAUUUUCGGUUCCUCAGUCGUGCCGUCUUUAACCAACAUGGUUAUGUGUAGGUGACUCCAUGUUGUUUUUUUUUUAGAAUGGUGUCUACAUUUUAGGUUAUUUUCUUCAUCCUCCCACUUAGCAGAAACACAUAUUUAGUUUUAACACUUGAACUUUAGUGCAUCCAUUCGAUGCCUUCUUUCUCAUGGUUUCUUCAACUGUGUUCUUCCUAACUUAGGUGCUAGCCUUUUGUUUCCCUUCUAGUUAUCUUGUUUUAGCAUAUUUCGUGGCAUCGGAGCCUCAAUUUAUUUGAAGCCCAAGGAAGCAAGGAUGAUGCCUGCAUAAGUUUUGGCAGGACAGUUUAACCUAGUGGAAUAACCAACAUUGGCUUUGACUUUAGGGAUGGUUUUUACCAUUGUUUGCUAGCCCAUGCAAUGUGUAACAUUGGCCAAUGAUAAUAGAAGUUUUACCUUUCUUGUGCCUUGUUUUCUUAAUUUCAAUUGAUGAAUGUCUUUUAUUCUCUCUGCCA